AUGUUUGCCAUCAUUCUGAUACUUAGUGGACUGUCCUUCUGGCUCACGAAGCUUAGGGGUAUGUUACCACGAAACCCCUGCUCCAUUGCGAGCGUGAUGGCACUUUUAGCAGACAGUCGAUUUAUGUACAGCCAGGAUUAUAUGCCCCCGGAGGCCGAAUGGAAAAACGAUGAUGAACUGGCGAAGCACUUUGACUCAUACGAUGUGAAACUCGGCUGGUGGGACGAUGAUGAGAGGUAUCGUUUCGGCAUCGAUAUUGGCGAACCAGUUUACUUGGGCUUUCAGGGAGGCAAAGUCGGAAAACAAGAUUAG
This is a messenger RNA of Xylaria bambusicola, 312 nucleotides long. RefSeq lists its product as uncharacterized. Lineage: Eukaryota; Fungi; Ascomycota; Sordariomycetes; Xylariales; Xylariaceae. The transcript has a single exon. The record is from RefSeq and is a predicted model, not a curated record. Bases 1 to 312 code for a protein of 103 amino acids.